GGGAAGGUGUAGUUAGCUUAAUGGCUCCCCGUAUCGCUGACGUCUAUUGACGCGGUAACUUGCGUGCCAGUGACAGAGUUACACAUAUUUGCUCAUUGAGACAAAAGCUCAUCCAUCCUGUGAACCGGAGGAACCAAACUUACUUCUUGCACAGCUCCCAAACGGCUGUUUUUAACGGUUUUAAAUCGGUUAACGUCCGUUUAACUGAACGUUAGCUGCCAUUAAGUAACGUUAGCAACGCUCAUCGAACAUCCUGGCCGUUAGGAUUCAUAGGAUUACUUUACACUGUGGCUGUUAUUGUUUGAUCGAGAUGGUGGAGUUACCCACUUUAUUAAACUGUACAACUAACACCAGAUGGCUAAAUUAUGAGAGGGAAAAAGUUAACAGUAUUGGCUGUCUGUCGGGCCUAGCUAUGUUCCGUGACUCCAGUGACUAUGGAAGAAGUACAGCAGGGCAGCAAUGGCACUGAGUCACAGACUACGACCAUUCCUACUACCAUCUCAACCUCUCAGUUCUCACAGAUAGCCCAACAGAUGUCACUGGGUGGUUCUUCUGUGACCGUUGUCCAGCUGCCAGGGGGGCAGUUUCAGGUUCAAGGAGUGAUCCAGUCUGCACAGUCCUCAGUCAUUCAGUCCCCUCAGGCGCAGAAUACACAGGCCCAGUGUUCAGAUAGUGACGAUUCACAGGACUCAUCAGACAGUGGAGGUGCAGCGCAAAAGACCAGAGAAAUACUGGCAAGACGGCCGUCAUACAGAAAAAUCCUAAAUGAACUUUCAUCUGAGGAAGUGACACAUAUUGAGGGAAAGGAUAACAGCCCAGCAUCCACAGGAGUGACAGGAGUCACAGUGCCCACCACCGGACUCUACCAGACCAGUAGCGGACAGUAUAUUACCAUAGCUGCUAAUGGCACAAUCCAGCUGGCAACUCCAGGGUCCGAAGGCCUGCAGGGGCUGCAGGGACUGCAGGCUGUUACCAUGAGCAACUCUGGUGGAGCCCAGCAAGGUACCACCAUCCUUCAGUAUGCCCAAACCCCUGAUGGACAGCAGAUACUAGUGCCAAGUAACCAGGUUGUUGUACAAGGUGCAGGAGGAGAGGUGCAAACAUACCAGAUCCGUACAGCGCCCACAUCCAGCUCCCUGCCACAGACGGUAGUGAUGACCUCUCCUGUGGGACUAUCUCAGGGAAAGAGUGAUGAUCCAACAAUGAAGAGGGAAAUUAGGCUUGCAAAAAACAGAGAGGCAGCCCGUGAAUGUAGGAGGAAGAAAAAGGAAUAUGUUAAAUGUCUGGAAAACCGCGUAGCUGUUCUUGAGAACCAAAACAAGACCCUGAUUGAGGAACUCAAAACAUUAAAGGACCUUUAUUGCGUUAAAACAGGAUAACCUGUUUGAAUAGAGCUGGAAGAUUGAGACGUAGUAUGGCAGCGGCACAGCUCAGCCUUUUGGACAUAACAGGGUUUCUGGGAACACUUCAUUUCAGGCUGAGAUCCUUCAGAUUUUUUACUCUGUUUGAUAUAAAAGUGACUUGUGAUGGCAGUGAAAUAUAUCUAUAAAUACAAGAGAAAUUGGCCAUUUUUCCACCUGUUUUUUAAAAUUUGCUAAUGCUAUAACAUUUAUAGUUGUGUACAUUUUUAAUGAUGGGAGGUUUGAAAUUGUGCGCUUUUAACUUUUAAGUCUCAAUUUCUAAAUGUGUCCCUUUCCUUUUUUUCUUGUGUUUUUAAAAUGUUGCUGUUGGAGGGUUGUUUUUAAAAAAAAAAUCUUUUAACAGCAUCUUCAGAAUUCUGACUGUAUGAUUACUACACAGACAUAAUUCCUGUUUAUUUUUUGAACCAGCAAUACCCCUUAUUUCCCCGUAAGGAGAUGUUACAAUUGUCAUUCCUUAUUUUUGUGCAAUGGAAUAUAAAGGGUAAUAGAAAAGGUGACAAUGAGUAUGGUUUAUUUGGUUGUUUUCUUGGCAGUUACUUAGACAAUCAGGGAAAAAGCACAGUGUCAAGGUAAUAUUUAUUAUGUACAUCUUGGGAAGGGUGGGGAAGAAGAACAAACAGUGUAUGAAAUGUUGCUGAUUCUGUAAGUAAAUAAAUAUAUUUUCACUCAAUA
Scomber japonicus (chub mackerel) is the source of this 2093-nucleotide messenger RNA. RefSeq names its product activating transcription factor 1 (gene atf1). The transcript has 8 exons. Bases 435 to 1379 code for a protein of 314 amino acids. Lineage: Eukaryota; Metazoa; Chordata; Actinopteri; Scombriformes; Scombridae. Gene Ontology annotation, molecular function: RNA polymerase II cis-regulatory region sequence-specific DNA binding; protein binding; DNA-binding transcription factor activity, RNA polymerase II-specific. Gene Ontology annotation, cellular component: nucleus; ATF4-CREB1 transcription factor complex. The record is from RefSeq and is a predicted model, not a curated record. Gene Ontology annotation, biological process: regulation of transcription by RNA polymerase II.